GCAGAAUCUUCGGCUCUGGGUCUGGACAAGCCGGAAGUAGGAAUAAAAGCCGGAGCCUUCGCGACAAGUUCCUUCGAGUGUCGGACUGACUGUUAACCUGUGAAUCCCCUCUCUGCGUCCAUCUUUUAACGUUCGCUCUUCUUGGAGAAACAUUACUCUUUUGAAUCUAUUUCAUACGCCUGUGCGUUGAAUCUUGAUUCACUUUAAACAUAUCUAUUGCAUAUCAUUCUUGUGAAUUUGCAAGUUUUAUCUUUCAUUCAUUUCCUUAAACUUUCAGGAUAAAAAAACUAGGAACAAUGAUGUCUUUCGGAAAGUUCAUCUUGUCUCUUCUGAUGUUCUCUGGCGCUUUUGCCAUGCAACCUCUCAGCGUGAAGGGCCGUAAGUUCUUCGUCAACGACACCCAGUUUUACUUGAAGGGUGUGGCCUACCAACCCAAUGUUGAGGCCGAGAAGACCAACUUUGUCAUUGAUCCUCUUGCCGAGGCCAACAAGGACAACUGUACUCGUGAUGCCAAGAUUUUGUCUGAUCUCGGUGCCAACUCUAUCCGUGUUUAUGCUGUCAACGCCAGCUUGAACCACGACAAGUGUAUGCAAGCCUUCAGCAACCAAAGCAUCUACGUUUUCCUUGAUCUCGCAAACCCCAAAACUGCUAUUGAUCGUUCUUCCCCUACUUGGAACAUCUACCAAUAUGCCAACUACACCAAGGUGAUUGAUGCCUUUGCCAAGUACAACAACACCGCUGGUUUCUUUGCCGGUAACGAGGUCGUCAACAACGCCUCCAACAGUGCUUCCAUUGCCUAUGUUCGUGCUGCCAUCCGCGACAGCAAGUCUUACAUCAAGGCCAAUGUGAACCGCUCUAUCCCCGUUGGUUAUGCUGGUGCCGAUAUUCCCUACAUUCGCACCAAGAUUGCCAACUACUUGGCUUGCAAUGCUACCAAGAGUGCCAACGACACCGACUCGGAGGCUGACUUCUUGGGUUAUAACAUCUACGAGUGGUGCGGUAAGUCUGACUAUGUCACUUCUGGUUACAAGGACCGUACUGAGGAGCUCAAGAACUACACUGUUCCCUUGUUCUUCUCUGAGUUUGGCUGCAACCUUGUGAGACCCCGUUUGUUCACUGAGGUCGCUGCCCUCUAUGGCUCCAACAUGACUGAUGUCUGGAGUGGUGGUAUUGUCUACGAGUACACUCAAGAGACUAACGGCUACGGUCUCAUCAACACUACUAGCUCUGGUGAAGUUGUCCUCACUGAUGACUACAAGAACUUGAAGAAGCAAUGGGCUGCCAUUAAGCCUACCACUGUCAAGAAGUCUUCUUACAAGCCUUCUGGUACUGCUCCUGCUUGCCCUGCCGUGGCUUCUAACUGGGAGGUUACCUCCAAGGCCUUCCCUGUCACUCCCAACGCUACUGUCUGCAGCAACGCCGUUAAGAAGCUUACCCACUGCACUGCCAAGGGUUCUCCUGACGGUGAGACUAUCUCUGACACUCUUAGUGAGCUUUGCUACUACGACAGCGACGCCUGCUCUAGCAUCUCUUCUAACCCUGAGCAAGGUACUUAUGGUAAGUACAGUGCUUGCAGUGGUGUUCAACAACUCUCCUUCGCUUUGGAUGCCUACACCAGUGACCAUGGUAACGAUGCCUGCAGCUGGGGUGGUGUCGGUACUCUCGUCAAGAACUAGAGUAACGAGCAUGUUUGCGCAAUCGCUUUCGUUUUGUGAAUAAAAGGGAGCUUUGCAUUGUUUAUGAAUACGAUGUCAUUACCUGCAUACUGCAUUUGAUCAUUGAAAUAAAUUGUUGUUUAUAUCUGUGAGA
Messenger RNA from Schizosaccharomyces japonicus yFS275, 1809 nucleotides. RefSeq names its product 1,3-beta-glucanosyltransferase Gas2. Gene Ontology annotation, biological process: (1->3)-beta-D-glucan metabolic process; fungal-type cell wall (1->3)-beta-D-glucan biosynthetic process. Bases 297 to 1676 code for a protein of 459 amino acids. The transcript has a single exon. Gene Ontology annotation, cellular component: extracellular region; cell septum edging; cell periphery. The record is from RefSeq and is a predicted model, not a curated record. Gene Ontology annotation, molecular function: 1,3-beta-glucanosyltransferase activity. NCBI's taxonomy places the organism in Eukaryota, Fungi, Ascomycota, Schizosaccharomycetes, Schizosaccharomycetales, Schizosaccharomycetaceae.